UCUCGUGUUGUUGUCUGAUGUUGCUAGCUAGCCAGCUUGAAUCGGCAGUCAAAGUGGGAGCUGGCUGACGCCAAAUUAUUGUAGCAAUUGUAACAAAGUACUCGUAACCAAAGCACGUAAAGAAUGAGAAGAGUUACCUUAUUUAUCAACGGGACGUCUAAAAAUGGCAAGGUUGUAGCAGUGUACGGGACCUUGUCAGACUUAUUAUCUGUAGCAAGCAAUAAGUUAGGAAUCAAAGCCUCCUGUCUGUACAAUGGAAAGGGUGGUCUCAUAGAUGACAUUGCCCUUAUAAGAGAUGAUGAUGUGUUGUAUGUGUCUGAAGGAGAUCCAUUUAUUGAUCCUCAAAAUGAAGCCAAGGUCACAGCUGAUCAGCAGGGAGCUCACACUGAUUGGCUGACACUUAAUAUCGGUGGUCGUUCCUUCACCACCACCAGGAGCACCUUAGUAAGCAAAGAACCCGAGAGUAUGCUCGCUCACAUGUUUCGAGAGAAAGAUGUGUGGGGGAACAAACAGGACGAGCAUGGAGCAUACCUGAUCGACCGCAGCCCUGAAUACUUUGAGCCAAUUCUCAACUACCUGAGGCACGGACAGCUCAUUAUCAAUGACGGCAUAAAUAUACGAGGUGUCCUCGAGGAGGCUCGCUUCUUUGGAAUUGAGCAACUUGCUGAACAGCUCGAGCUUCUAAUCAAGAACUCACAGCCACCUGAGGACCACUCACCCAUUUGCCGCAAAGAGUUUGUUCGUUUUCUUCUGGCAACACCAACCAAAUCAGAGCUCCGCUGUCAGGGUCUUAAUUUCAGUGGCGCUGAUCUCUCACGACUUGAUCUGCGUUACAUCAAUUUCAAGAUGGCCAAUCUGAGUCGCUGCAAUCUGACACAUGCCAACCUGUGCUGCUCUAAUCUGGAGAGGGCCGAUCUGUCAGGAGCCAACCUGGAUGGUGCUAACUUACAGGGGGUGAAGAUGCUCUGCUCCAAUGCAGAGGGUGCUUCUCUUAAAGGAUGCAACUUUGAAGAUCCAUCCGGACUGAAGGCCAACCUUGAAGGUGCUAACCUGAAAGGAGUCGACAUGGAAGGAAGCCAGAUGACAGGAAUUAACCUGCGUGUGGCCACUCUGAAAAAUGCAAAGCUGAAGAAUUGUAACCUGCGGGGAGCCACUUUAGCAGGGACUGAUCUGGAGAACUGUGAUCUGUCCGGCUGUGAUCUCCAGGAGGCCAACCUGAGAGGGUCUAAUGUGAAAGGAGCCAUUUUUGAGGAGAUGCUGACCCCUCUGCACAUGUCUCAGAGCGUCAGAUAAAUGGGCACAAACCCGUAGGUCCAGUGUGAACGUCAGCUGGCUUCUUUAAUGCUCUUUUCCUCAAAUAUAUUCCCCUACUUUUCAAUCUUUACCUGUCUGCAGCACAGGUACCUGUAUGCACAUCCCUGGCAUUCCACCUACCGUCUAUUAUGUUAGCUUUAAAUAUCUUGCACUAGAAUUUAUUCAGGGUUGUCCAUGUAUGUUUGUAAGGUAGGAUCAUGUUUUUAAAUGUUCAGCUGCGUUUAUCACCAAACAGAAAUAAUGUUACUCGUGUAUUUUGAUGUGUUUGAAUGCUCUUCAGUGACUAUACACAUUUCAUGUUUUACAUAAUUUAUAUUCAUGUUAUGUUGUUGACAUGGUAACGGGAGUCUGAAUCAGAUAAUCUGUGUGCAGUGAAGUUCAGAGCUUCACUGAUGCUGCUGUAGCAGAACCAGAAGAGGUCACUUACCAAUAACUGUGCUGAUAUUUGUUCCUGUUUUUAAGUGUGUUACUUAAAUUUGCUGGAUUCAACAUAUUCUAAAAGAAGCAAUGCAAGCCAAAGCCAUAACGACAGCAGAGCCUGAAAGGUUUGACGUGCUGUUAGUGCAACAUAAAACUAUGCGACAGGCUAGUUUUAAACACAGCUUAGGUAUGCAAUACGUGAUUUACAGCUGUGGGGUUUUCAGAAGUUGUUCUUAAAAAGCUUUCUCUUGUUUUGCGCUAUGUGAAUCUACCUCUUUUUUUUUAUCUGUUGUGUGAGCGAUCCACAGUUGCAUGCAUUUAUUGUAAUGUUUAUGUAUGACAUUCAUUAUCCUUCCAGAUGUCACAUUGAGAAAAUAAUCCACUUUGGUGUGCUUUAAGAAGAAGCCAUUUUCACGUGUCGUUAAAGCGUGGACGUUUUCUCCACGUCUAUCACUUAAUCAUGCUUUGAUCUUCUUUACAUGUGUGUGUUAACUUGUAACAUGUUCUACCUUUUCACCAAAAGACAUUUGGUGCUUGUAAUCUUAAUGUAAAUCAAAUCCAGUGUUUCCAAAAAAAAAAAAGACUUCCAAAAGAAUCGUUCCUAGAUUAGGAAGGUGUCGUCAGCUGUUUAGUCGAGGGUCUCUCCUCAGUAUGUUUGCAUGUGUGAAGAGUUGUUUUCUCUCGCUGUAGCUCAAAGCUGCUCUGAUGCAAUACUAUAUUCACUCAGUUCUUUUAACAGAAGGUACCCAGCCUGUGAGAAUGAAUGAUGAAGGCAAUCAAAGUCGUGUCAAAUCAAUGGAAGAGCUAUGGUUAUUUAUUUUGGUACAUCUUACUAAAUGCAAUAUGGGGCAAAGGCUGGUUUGUGUUUGAGGCAGAAAGUUCGGGAAUGCGUCCCUAUCUAUGAAUAUUGCACUCGACCGUGGAAAUAUAUUUCCAUAAACGACUGUUAAAUAAACUGCUAUGAAG
This is a messenger RNA of Cheilinus undulatus (humphead wrasse), 2700 nucleotides long. It is a transcript of the gene kctd9a, whose product is annotated as potassium channel tetramerization domain containing 9a. NCBI's taxonomy places the organism in Eukaryota, Metazoa, Chordata, Actinopteri, Labriformes, Labridae. The transcript is spliced from 12 exons. The record is from RefSeq and is a predicted model, not a curated record. Gene Ontology annotation, biological process: protein homooligomerization; intracellular signal transduction. Gene Ontology annotation, molecular function: protein binding. The coding region runs from base 124 to 1293 and encodes 389 amino acids.